AUGACAGCCAACGAGCUACGCGACUGGCUCAAGGAAGAGCAAUCGCAGUCAUCGGGGUGGCAGAACGAGUCCGGUUCUGGUGAAACGAUCGGACACGAAAGCGGUCGCAAAAUCGUCUCUAUCCUCGAGCACAAUCCCUCCAAAGAGCCAUCUGAGUACUCGGACGAAGACGUCGACCAUAUGCGUCGCGUCGUGUCGUAUUGCAAGCGGCAUCUGGCGCAGGAGGAGACGGCCAAGCAGGAUACGACGAGUAAGAGUUAUCGGAGCUUGAAGAACUGGGGACAUGAUGUGUUGAAGGAGUGA
Molecule: messenger RNA, 303 nt
Organism: Aspergillus puulaauensis
Lineage: Eukaryota; Fungi; Ascomycota; Eurotiomycetes; Eurotiales; Aspergillaceae
Product: DUF3140 domain-containing protein
Exons: 2
Coding region: 1-303 (100 amino acids)
Source: RefSeq, a predicted model, not a curated record